AUGAUGUCUCCAGCCCUUCCCAUCCUCUUCACCACCCUGCUCCUCUCAGCCAGGGCCUCUGGAGCACCGAGUUACGUGGUGGUGUCCCCGGCCGUGCUGUACCACCCUCACCCUGCCACACUCUGGGUGCACUUCAGUGACCUCCAGGGGCCCGUCCAGGUCCAUGUCCAGCUGCAGGGGGACAGUGGGGCCCCACCCAUCACCCUGCUGAGGAGGGAGGUCCUGGAGCCUCAUCUGCACCUGAAUGUCACCUUCCCUGCUCCAGCCCCUUCCAAAGGGGAGGAGGAGAUCGUGGCCCUGCACAUCUCAGUCCAAGGGGAUUCCCUGAAUGUCUCCGAGUCAAAGAAGGUGAUGCUGAGAGCUCUGAAACCCGGGAUCUUCAUCCAGACAGACAAGGCUGUCUACAAGCCUGGGCAGGAAGUGAAGUUCCGAGUUGUCUCCCUGGAUAAAGACCUGACCCCCAGCAACCAGAAGCUGCCCCUGGUGUUCCUGCAGGAUCCCAGCGGGAAUCGCAUUGCACAGUGGCGGGAGGUGACCCCUCGGCAGGGAAUCGUGGAUUUGUCCCUCCCGCUGGCCGCAGAGCCGGCCCUGGGCACCUACACCAUCAGCGUGGAGGGGAAAAGCCAUUCCUUCAGCGUGGAGGAAUACGUGCUGCCCAAGUUUGAGGUGACCAUUCAUCUCCCCAGCGCCCUGUGGGAGAAGGACGAGAAGUUCCCAGUGGAGAUUUGUGGGCGCUACACCUACGGGAAGCCCGUCCAGGGGAAGGUCCAGGCUGGCCUGUGCCUCAGCCAGGGGCUCUGGCCUCAGCACACGAGGAGCACCUGCAUGCAGGUUACUGGGCAGACAGAGAAGAACGGCUGCUUUUCCACAGAGGUUUCCAUGGCUGCCUUCAACGAGACCAUCUUGAAGAGGAGGAAGGAACUCAAAGUCGAGGCAUCGCUGGUGGAGGAUGGGACAGGGCUGGAGAUGAAAAGCACCAAAAGCUGCAAGGUUUUACCCGAGACAGUCACGGUCAGCUUUGAGAACCCUGAUCAUGUCUACAAGCCCGGCCUUCCCUACACCGGGAUGAUCCGGCUGCAGAGAGCUGACGGCUCUGCGCUGCCCGAGAGGCAGGUCCUGCUCUUUGUCAGCAACCAGGGAAAAAAGAAGACACAAAGCUUCCUGACAGACAGCUCAGGGAGAGCCUCCUUCCACCUGGUCACCUCUGGCUGGAGUGGCAGAGUCUCCUUGAGGGCUGAAGUCAAGAGGUCAGCUGAGAGGCAGGAGGAGGACUCAGCAGUCAACUACCAAGACGCCUUUCUGUCAGUCAUGCCCUACUCAUCGCAGAGCGGGAGCUUCCUGCACAUCCGCGACCCGGAACGGGACCUGCCCUGCGGCCAUCCCCUCCUCAUGCACGUGGAUUCCAUCUUUGGCAAGGAGGCUUUAGGCAGUGAGCAGAAGAACCUGGAUCUGGUUUUCAUGGUCCUGGCAAAGGGAACCAUUACCAGCAUCUUCAGGAAAGAGGUCACUGCAGAGCCUGGACAGAGAGUCUCCCUCUCCCUGGAGCUGCCCAUCGGGCUGGAGCUGGCGCCCAUGGGCAGGAUUCUGGUCUAUGUGGUACUGCCCAACGGCGAGAUGGUGGCUGAUAGCACCGAGCUCUACGUGGCCAAGUGCUUCCCCAACCAGGUGAAGAUGGCAUUUUCAGAGGCCAGGGCCCUGCCUGGGGCAGCGCUGAGGCUGCAGCUGGGGGCUGCCCCAGGCUCCCUGUGCGCUGUCCGAGCUGUGGAUCGCAGUGUGCUGCUCCUGAAGCCCGAGGCCGAGCUCAAUGCUGAGACCGUCUACAAAACACUGCCCGAAUUCAACUACCCCUACAGCAUCCAGGAUGAACCAUUCUGUGGCUUUUUCUGGUGGGACUCCAAGAUGGAAACCUACAAGUUAUUCGAGGGUGCAGCACUGAAGCUCUUCACCAACGCCAAGACCAGGGAGGAUUGCCUGCCCAGGAUCCCUAUAGGACUCCCGGAACCCCGUUACUUUAUGCUAAGCAGCAGUGUCCCGGUAUCUGGGGCUGUCCCAGAAACUCCCAUGCUGUUCAGCCCAGGCAUCCCAGCCAGCGAGGACAGGAAUGAGCCCCCAGCACCCCGGACGUACUUCCCAGAGACGUGGCUGUGGGACCUGAUCCCUGUGGGGGAGGGCGGCUCUGCCGAGGUGACAGUGACAGUGCCCGAUGCCAUCACAGAGUGGGAGGCUGGGAUGUUCUGCACGGCCCCGCAGGGCCUGGGGCUGUCCCCCGCUGUCACCCUCACGGCCUUCCAGCCGUUCUUCGUGGAGUUGGCACUGCCCUACGCCGUGGUGCGUCACGAGACCUUCACCCUCAAGGCCACAGUCUUCAACUACCUGCGCCAGUGCCUGAGGGUUCAGGUGACGCUGGCAGAGUCGGUGGAGCUGGAGGUGUCACCAGGUGCAGGGGACACCUACAGUGGCUGUGUCUGUGCAGACGAAGCCAAGACCUUCCAGUGGGGUGUGCGAGCCACCAGCCUGGGGGAGGUGAACAUCACCGUGAGCACCGAGGCCCUCAGCUCCACCGAGCCCUGUGGCAACGAGCUGCCCCUGGUUCCGGCCCAGGGCCACGUGGACACCGUGAUAAAGCCCCUGCUGGUGCAGCCCGGGGGGAUCCUGGUGGAGAAGGCUCACAGCUCCCUGCUCUGCCAGGAAGGUGCUGAAGAAGUUUCCUUGGAGAUUCCUACAGACAUCCUGGAGAGCUCCCAGAGAGCCCACGUCACCGUGAUGGGUGACAUCCUGGGCAAUGCCCUGCAGAACGUGGACAGUCUCCUGGCCAUGCCCUACGGCUGUGGGGAGCAGAACAUGGUUCGCUUUGCCCCCAACAUCUACAUCCAGCAGUACCUGGAGAAGACCGGGCAGCUGCUGCCGGACAUCCGCGCCAAGGCCCAGGGGUUCCUGCAGAGCGGGUACCAGCGGGAGCUGCGGUACAAACACGAUGACGGCUCCUACAGUGCCUUUGGCAAGAGCGAUAGCGAGGGCAACACCUGGCUGACGGCGUUUGUCCUCAAGUCCUUUGGGCAGGCCCGAGCCUACCUGGCCAUUGAGGAGCGGCACAUCACGGACGCGCUGCAGUGGCUGCGGCAGCACCAGAGGAAGAGCGGCUGCUUCCGCAGCGUGGGCAAACUCUUCAACAACGCCCUGCAGGGCGGUGUCUCGGACGAGCUCUCGCUCUCGGCGUAUGUGACUGCAGCGAUGCUGGAGCUGGGGCUGUCCACGCUGGAGCCGGCAGUGAGCUCAGCCCUGAAGUGCCUGGAGGAUUCUCCCACAGACAACCCCUACACACAAGCUCUGCUCGCCUACGUGUUCGGGCUGGCGGGGCUGCAGGAGCAGCAGCAGGCACAGCUGCAGCGCCUGGCCCAGCACAGCGUCAGCACAGAGGGGCAGCUCCACUGGCAGAGGAAUGGACAGGCUCAGAAGCCCUCAGAGCCGUCCUGGGCUGCAGCUGCCCCGGCCGAGGUGGAGAUGACAGCCUAUGUCCUGCUGGCCUACCUGUCCCAGCCCUCUGUGUCCCCUGCUGACCUGGGGACAGCAUCCCAGAUCGUCCGCUGGCUCUGCAAGCAGCAGAACCCCUACGGAGGCUUUGCCUCCACGCAGGACACCGUGGUGGCCCUGCAAGCCCUGGCCAAAUAUGCCGCCCUGACCCACGGCAGCAACGGGGACUUCACGGUGACGGUGACGUCGCCCACGGGCACAGCGCGGGACUUUGUGCUGGACAGCAGCAACCGCCUGGUGCUGCAGCGGGAGGCCCUGCCCGAGCUGCCGGGCACCUACGGGCUGCGGGCCCGCGGGCAGGGCUGUGCCCUGGUGCAGGUGACCCUGCGCUAUAACGUGCCCCCCCCUCCCAGCGCGGGGGCGUUUGAGGUGCGGGUGGAGACAGAGGCGCUGCCGAGCACACAGAACCCCCAGUUCCUGCUGCGGCUCUGGGCACGAUACAGCGGGGAGCGUCCUGCCACCAACAUGGUUGUCAUCGAGGCCAAGCUGCCAUCGGGCUACAGCCCAGACAAGAAAUCCGUGGUGGAGCUGAAGAGGCAGAACCUGGUGAAGAAGGUGGAGGUGCAGCCCGACCAGGUGACAAUUUACCUGGACCAGCUCACCAAGGAGGAGGAGACCUUUUCCUUCCGAGCCCAGCAGGACUUCCUGGUGAGCAACCUCCAGCCGGCCACUGUGUCCCUGUACGACUACUACGAGACAGGUGACCGUGUGGAUGUGGCCUACACUGCACCCCCCAGCUCAGGUAGGGGCUGA
This is a messenger RNA of Prinia subflava (tawny-flanked prinia), 4284 nucleotides long. Its product is annotated as alpha-2-macroglobulin-like protein 1. Gene Ontology annotation, molecular function: endopeptidase inhibitor activity. Gene Ontology annotation, cellular component: extracellular region. NCBI's taxonomy places the organism in Eukaryota, Metazoa, Chordata, Aves, Passeriformes, Cisticolidae. Bases 1 to 4284 code for a protein of 1427 amino acids. The transcript is spliced from 35 exons. The record is from RefSeq and is a predicted model, not a curated record.